Medicago truncatula (barrel medic) is the source of this 1140-nucleotide messenger RNA. RefSeq lists its product as uncharacterized. The record is from RefSeq and is a predicted model, not a curated record. The transcript has 2 exons. Gene Ontology annotation, molecular function: nucleic acid binding; RNA-DNA hybrid ribonuclease activity. NCBI's taxonomy places the organism in Eukaryota, Viridiplantae, Streptophyta, Magnoliopsida, Fabales, Fabaceae. Bases 1 to 1140 code for a protein of 379 amino acids.
AUGGUUAGAUCUGGUUAUUGUUAUGUGAUGCGUAUGUCGAUGAAGGAAGAGAGGUGUCAGGCCCAGGGAGAUUGGGAUAGUGCGUGGAGUGCACAAGUUCCUCCAAAAGUGUGGAAUCUAAUUUGGAGGAUUUGUAGAAGUUGUUUACCAACUCGAGAUCGGCUAAAUGCAUGCCAUGUUUUCUGCCCUUUACAUUAUGAGCUGUGUGAAAAUUAUGUUGAAUCAGAUUGGCAUGUCUUUUUUGAUUACCAUACAAGUGCAGAUUGUUGGACAGUAACAGGAUUGGCUACAACUCUACAGUCUCAGUUGGCUCGCUUCGAUUCGGUUGGAGCAGUUCUAUUGGAUGUUUGUGUGUGUGAGCCAGAGAGCACUGUUAGUCGAGUGUUGAUGAUUAUAUGGGGAAUUUGGCAGAACCUGAAUUAUUUUAUUUGGAAUCAGAAGCAGUCAAGAGCAGGACAGAUUGUUAACGCUGUGCAAAUGAUGCAUGCUGAAUGGCGGAUGGUGCAGAACGCGACUCAGAAUGUUGUAGCAGCAGACAGCCGCGACUGGAACAGACAAGUACUAGCGCAGCGUGACUUCCGGUGUAGCAUGGAUGAUAGUUUCUUUCGAAAUUGUGACAGAACAGGUUAUGGAGGCUGCAUUCGUGGUAGGGAAGGUGACUUUGUGAAGGCUUGGACAGGUUGGAUGCAGCCUGAGAUGCAAGUGUAUGAGGGAGAGGCCGUUGCAUUUCAGACUGUCAUGAGGUUGGUACAGACAAUGGGAGUAUCAAGUGUGACGUUUCUAUGUGAUUCACAAGUGGAUGCAAUUCCUGCGAGCACUGAAGGCUUAUCUGAGUUUAAUGUUCAUGUCAAUAGUACUCGGAGUAUUUUAGCUUUGAAUUGUACCUUUGAGGUUAACUUUAUCGGAAGGCAAGCGAAUAUGAUAGCUCACUCCUUAGCUAGAGCCGCUAUUUCUUAUGCUAAAAUACUUAACUCUAUUGAAAGCCCCAUACAUGAUUGUUUAUUCCUUAAUAGGGUACUUAAAUUGAUGCAAGCUGUUAACCUUGGCACAACCUCGCAGUCUUUUCAGCCUUCUUUGGAACCUAUGGAAGAUGUUGACUAUGUUGUGUUUUCUUACAAGCAUUUGCGUCUUGUACCUUAA